Clonostachys byssicola is the source of this 669-nucleotide messenger RNA. The record is from the annotation of a GenBank genome assembly. Lineage: Eukaryota; Fungi; Ascomycota; Sordariomycetes; Hypocreales; Bionectriaceae.
AUGCACACGUAUAUCUACGCCGUUUCUGACUGCUAUCAGGCCGUGUUUAGAUCUCUAGUGUCUACACAGUUCUGGCGAACAUCCGCGGCUGGGCUUGGCCUUCUCGUCACGGGAAAGGGAUACCCUGAUUUGUUGACUUGGUCAUUUCUUCAUAUCAUUCAGCGAAGUAACCCGAAUGUUCCAAUCUUAGUCCUCGUGGACUACGAUCCUGAUGGCGUCAACAUUCUGAGGUGUUAUCGAUGGGGCCUUUCGCGACUACCGUCACCGAAAUAUCUCAAAGCGCACUGGAUCGGGAUCAAGACGAGACAUAUCCUCGGGUCUCAUAAUUCACAACCAGUGCAAUCAUCUCUUGAACGAAUAACUCAUCAGGAGCAAGCACAUUCUUCUCGAGGUGGUGAUUCUGUAGGCGACUCGAUCUCAUCCACCUCCUGCAGAGAACCCAGUGCCCAACUCUCGGUCAGAGAUCGACAACUGGUACGUGGGACACUGAGAAGGAUACAAUCGAUUGUUACAACCGAUGAUUCAAGCCAGGAAGUUGCCGAAAUGAGAUACGAACUCCAAAAGAUGCUGAUGUUGGGGGUCAAGGCCGAAAUUCAGUGGCUUGAUGACGGGGGGAGUCUCACAGGUUGGUUGGAGCGAGAGAUUAUCCUUUGCCUCGGACCUGAAUGA